Molecule: messenger RNA, 5394 nt
Organism: Brienomyrus brachyistius
Lineage: Eukaryota; Metazoa; Chordata; Actinopteri; Osteoglossiformes; Mormyridae
Gene: litaf
Product: lipopolysaccharide-induced TNF factor
Exons: 4
Coding region: 381-830 (149 amino acids)
Molecular function (GO): zinc ion binding
Source: RefSeq, a predicted model, not a curated record
CGCGGACGUGGGUCACGUGAUGCCCUCUUACUGGAAACGCCUCGCUCCGUGCCACUUCGGCUGAUUUAACUUUCGGGUCUGUUUGCAUAGUGAAUAUAAUAUCUUGAAAGAGGAAAAUAGCGGUAUAAUUAUUCAGCCGCGUUCAGCGUAGUUAUUACUUUUGAACAUAUAUAUUUGUUUACAUCUCGGACACUUGCAUUUCGACGUUUUCCAUACAGGGCAGUGGUUAUGGUGGUCAGCCUCUGGCAAGGACAACGUUUACCAGCUAGUUAGUUGGAUAGUUUGGUAAAACUUAGUUUGUGAAAGUUAAUUCCGAAGACACGGAAGGAGGGACACCAAGACUUCAUCUCACUUCGCAGCACUAAAGGUUGUCCGGCAGUAUGGCAAGUGCACCUCCAUUAGAGACAGUGGGACUUGCGUUCUCUCCUCAGCCGCCCUCAUAUGAGGAAGCCAUGAGCAGCCCCUACCCCCCGGGUUUUGUACAGCCACCCCCUGCUUUCUCUAAGCCUGAACAAGGACCCUACCCAGUUCAGCCAUACGGACCCCCCACAACCAGUCAAGUGGUGUCCGUACAGACCGUCUACGUACAGCCAAGAGUGGUAUUCGGGUCCCAGCCUGUGCAGACGCACUGCCCUAUGUGUAUGCAGAUGGUGUUGACUCGCCUGGAGCACAACGCUGGCACCAUGACCUGGCUGACCUGUGCCGGCCUCUUCAUCUUUGGCUGCUUCUACGGCUGUUGCCUGAUUCCAUUCUGCGUGGAUGAUUUGAAGGAUGUGAACCAUCGGUGUCCAAACUGCAGCACUGUCUUGGGAACCUACAAGCGCCUGUGAUCACAGUCAGGUGACUGUCACCUACAGGUCUUUUGUUCUGCACCACCUUGCUGUUUGUGUUCUGUAACCACUAUAGAUUUACGAUAGAAGUAUAUCUAAUAGAACUUCUUUAUGUAUAUUUGAACUAAAUUACUAAGUAGUUUGUAAAUUUACCUGAGCCUCCCAGAUAUCGAAUUGUGAACACAAUGUAAUUCUGUAUUAUUAAGUCUCCUCCUUUAAAAGCAUGGCUUCUUACACACAGUCAGCUGCAAAAUUAUUGGUACCCUUCAUGAGAAUAAGGUAAAUUUUAAUAUAAGCCCCAUUGGUUUAAUCUUCUAACAGAUUUUCGUAACAAAUUUAAGGUUUCUGUUAGUGACACAAAUUUUCAUGAAAAUUGCCGUUCCAAAAAUACCGGCAUCCCUAAUGUCAGUAGGUAUAGCCUCCCCAGGUAAGAGUGACAACACUCAACCUCCCUCUAUAAUGUUUAACAAGGUUGGGGCACACCUGCAGAGAAAUCUUGGAGCACUUUUCCAUGCAGACCAAGUCCAGCUCAUUCCGAAAUUCCGAACCCUGCGCAGUUGCCACCCACAAAAACAACAGCAUAAAUGAUUAAUACAAAUGAGCUGCAUGCUCAUAUAAUAUGUAAAUAAAGCCUUUCUGGCUGCAAAGUCGGACUGUAGCUGCUGUAAAUAGAAAACCAAGAGGAGGAAGUUUGAACAGUGUGAGGUUGGAGCAUGAAAAAAAAACAAGAAAAUGUUUAGAAGUACAUUUUCUCAUGAUUUAUAUAUCACAUGUAUAUUUUGCACCAUGUUGCACUUUUGCAUUAGAUGCCAAACUGCAUUUCCUUGUCUUUGCAAUGAUAUUUCAGUUGAAUCUUAAGUAUUUUGAAUGGUAACACCCUGCCACUGUAAAUUCCGUGAGUGUUACGAAACACCCCCAAAAAAUAAGUGGCGAAUCUGAAGAUCGAGAGAAUCAAAUGACUUGCUGGUCACAGGGCUAAUGUGACUGACUGGGACAAACCCACAUCACCCUCAAACUAAAGCAUGCAUAUCGUAUCUAUAAUAGGGGAUGUGGUACACAAAGCUCAAAUGUGUUAUUGAUGUGGUACUCAGAAUGAACAAAUCAAGUCUAUGUCAUGCUGGCAUCACAGAUGACCUGCGCAUUAAUAGAAUGAAAUGGUUUUCUGUUUAUGUAGUUUUGAAAUUUGUCUGUUCACCCACAACGUGGGGAAAACUAAGUGCAAAGGCCUUACACAUAGUGCAAACAGUAAGUAAAUCAGUAAAAAAAUAAUCUUGAAGGUCCUCGAAAACUCGUUCCAUUCUAAUCUUCCCGUUUACAUAGUCACUAACAAGAAUGUCUUUAAGUCUAUCCAUGUUUGCCAAUGUCUGAUGCGUAAUUUACAUUUAGUGUGUGGACCCCCCCGCGACCGAGAAGGAUAAGCGGUUUGGAAAAUUGAUGGAUGGAUGGAUUUCCGAUGCACUUAAAUAAAAUGCAGACAUCUUAGGGUAGGAGAAGAUUCCCAUUUAAAACUUCUGUUCAAAGAGGGAUUCCUGCAUGUAAAGGAGAAAGGCCCCGACAAAAAAAGGCCGACAGAUCAGAAUAUAUUUUAUACCUUUUCUGUGAAUGACCACCUGAUGUUCCUUAUGGCUUCCUGUUAGCUCAUCUCCGGCCUGCACUCAUCCAAGGCCACUCACUCCCCCAUUCUCCCUUAUCUUAUGCACAGACUUCUCCCACUCAUUAUUUCUAACACCCUACAGACACUUACUCAACAAAACAACAUCUUCUUACAGGAUAUAUUGUUAAACGAUGCAUUUAUUUGUCAGUUUUAAGGCUAUAUGGAAUAUGUGGUCUUACUCAACAUUGAUUCUGUUGUACUAUUCAUUACCACUAAGUCUAUGUAUAUUAUACUACACAUGCUCUCUAAUCAAGCAAAGCUGGAGUCACUCUUACAUUUGUUAUUCUGAUCUACACAGACUAGGGAUUGUGUUGCCCUCCCAGCUGAGAGACUGACCCAAGGUAGUGCGAGCAUACCAGGAUAAGUUGGUCUCUUAUCUGAAGCCCUUAAAACUAGCUGUGUAACAAAUAUUUGCAGUACAUAGUCACAUUCACAGCGGAGAAGGCCUAGGGCAUUGACUGCAAUCCCACAAGGCCUAGGGCAUUGACUGCAAUCCCACAAGGCCUAGGGCAUUGACUGCAAUCCCACAAGGCCUAGGGCAUUGACUGCAAUCCCGCAGGGCCUGGUGCAUUGACUGCAAUCCCGCAGGGCCUGGUGCAUUGACUGCAAUCCCGCAGGGCCUGGUGCAUUGACUGCAAUCCCGCAGGGCCUGGUGCAUUGACUGCAAUCCCGCUGGGCCUGGGGCAUUGACUGCAAUCCCGCUGGGCCUGGGGCAUUGACUGCAAUCCCGCUGGGCCUGGGGCAUUGACUGCAAUCCCGCUGGGCCUGGGGCAUUGACUGCAAUCCCGCUGGGCCUGGGGCAUUGACUGCAAUCCCGCUGGGCCUGGGGCAUUGACUGCAAUCCCGCUGGGCCUGGGGCAUUGACUGCAAUCCCGCUGGGCCUGGGGCAUUGACUGCAAUCCCGCUGGGCCUGGGGCAUUGACUGCAAUCCCGCUGGGCCUGGGGCAUUGACUGCAAUCCCGCUGGGCCUGGGGCAUUGACUGCAAUCCCGCUGGGCCUGGGGCAUUGACUGCAAUCCCAGCAGCCCUCAGCUCCUUUACUUCAUAGGGGUAUCAGGCUUUUUUUAAAUUUCACAUCUGCAAGUGCAACUCAUGACAAUAACAAAUAUUUCCAUUUCAUGAAAAGAGGUGACAGCCUCUUUUCAAUGAAAUUAUCAAAGGCAAAUACAUAGUAUUUGGCUUAUACAAAUAAAUAGAAUCCCAGUAAAAUAAAAUAAAUGGAAUUAAUGUAAUAUUAAUUAAAAUUCAUCACAGGUCACAUUUUCAGAUUAAAUUUUUUUUUUUUUUGUGAACAGGUGGGUUGAUCGUAUGAAUACUUGGCAUGCGCACAGUCAUUUAGUUGUUUUACUUGUAAUUCUCUGUUUUAAAAUGGGCCUCUGUCCAAAGUUCCCAUAAAUAUAUGCAUUUUUUCCCUUCAAGUUUUGUUUGAUAAAUAUGAGGAGUUGCAUAAAAAGUUGCAUACGCAAAUUUUGCUCAUCUUUUUUGCGUACGCAGCUUUAAUAACGAGGCCCCUCGUGUUGAAUGCGACAUUGGGCCACUGACUUUAACAAGAGUCCCUGAACCACUGCCAGCAAAACAGCCCUAAGGAGUCAAAGGGCCACCCCCAUAUUUUACUGUGGGUAUGCAGUGCCUACUCCUGGGUUGACACCUCAUCCUGGGUUGUUCCCACUUUUGUUUUUGAAAUGGUGAAACCCCCAAAAUUCAGCUAAGCUUUGCAGUCGUGAAACUGUGAUCUUUGGGCUCCGCUUUGCCUCUCGUAGCAUCCUCCUCACUGUUCGCAGAGGCAGAAUGUGGAUGCAUCCCCUCUCUGGCAAAUUCUCAACAGUUCCAUGCUUUUCAAACUUAUUUGCUAUGGCGCCGAUUGUGCUGAGUGAUAAUUUCAGCUGAAUACCAAUUUCUUUUGUAGCCAUUCCCCAAUCUUUGCAGCUCAACAGGUUGUUUUUCCACAUUUGAGUUGAGUGCUCUUUGGUAUUACCAGUGCUGAUAACAAAAGGAUUUAACCUCUUAUACUUCAUAGUAUUUAAAAGCAGUAUCGAAAAACAUUUUCCCCAUAGAUGCAAAUUCCUUUGCGUUUAUUCAGUAUUCUUCAGGGGUGCCAAUAAUUUUGCCACGUUUUUGACAAACUGUUUCGAAGGUAAAACAACAGUUGUGCAGGAAUACUUUUUUAUUAAGUGAAUAAUUUCUCCACAUAUAAUCACUAUGUUUUUUUUCACUUUUUUGAAGGUUAAUAUUCUGGAGUUGACCGUAUGUUAAUUAUACAGACGCUCCCCAGGUUACAGUGGUCCAUGUCACUAUAUUUCAACUUUAUGAUGGGUAAAUGUUUUUCCUUUUCAGUACAUUAUUCAAUAAAUUACAUGAUAUUCAACAUUUUUUUGAAAUAUAAAUUAGGCUUUGUGUUAAUGGUUUUGCCCAACUGUUGACUAAUGUAAGUGUUCUAAGUAUGUUUGAGACCUGAUCUAGGAACGUGGAAUCUGAGCAUGUUUUUUCCUGUUCUUCAGUGAUACCAGGGAAAAGAUUUUACAAAUGUUCAGUUUUUGUGUAACUCCAUGUAUUCACUCCAGAAAAGAUGCUGCUUGGCAUACUUCCUCAUUAAGAAGGGAAAAUAAGUCUUAUGAUGUAAUAAAUAGUGUGCAUAAAUAAUUUUCCAAAAUAAAUGAAGGAAUGAACAAAACUGGGCUUCAAUUUAUUGAUAGUUUUUAAAAAUAUAAAUAUAAGCUGUUGAAUGCAUGUGUUCCUUGUAACACUGCCACUAAUACUGGGUGCUUAAGCACAAAUAAAUGUUUUAUACAUACUUAGGUUAUUCAAAAAGAACAGAGCAUAUACUAUUUCAAAUUAAUUUUGACCCAGGUAGUAGCAGAUGAUUGUGCAGAUGUGGAUAAUUGAAUCUCCCAAUAAAACAUUUUUAACUAAA